UUCUCUGUGGACCUCACAAAUAUCUAUCUCGGUUUCCAAGGUUCAUCGUCAUCUUCCUCUUGGGAAUUGAAAUCAAAACAAACGCCAUGGAAAAAUCAGGGUAUGGCCGGGACGGAAUAUUCAGAUCUCUGAGGCCUCCUCUUGUCCUCCCCAGAGACCCCAAUCUCUCUAUGGUCUCAUUCCUCUUCCGAAACUCCUCUUCUUUCCCGGAAAAACCCGCCCUCAUCGACGCUGACACCGGUGAAACCUUAACCUUUACCCAGUUCAAAUCCACGGUUUCUAAGGUCUCUCACGGAUUACUCCAACUGGGUAUCAAGAAAAACGACGUUGUACUCAUUUUCGCCCCCAAUUCAAUCCGAUUCCCCAUCUGUUUCUUGGGAAUUAUUGCUAUCGGUGCCAUUGCAACCACCGUGAACCCAAUAUAUACAGUUUCAGAGCUUUCCAAACAAAUCAAAGAUUGCAAUCCAAAGCUGGUUAUAACUGUUGCUGACUUAUGGGAAAAGCUUAAAGGGUUCGGUAUACCAGCUGUGAUCUUAGAUUCUGAACCAUCUCCAAAGCUCAAGUACUCAACAAAUUCAAGACUUAUAUCUUUUACCGGGUUAAUUAGGAAUGUUGGGUCGGUGUCCAAUUUUCCUGAAGCUUCCAUCAAACAAUCUGACACAGCUGCUCUGUUGUACUCAUCAGGCACCACUGGUACUAGUAAGGGUGUGGUAUUGAGCCAUCGUAAUUUUAUUGCAGCAGCUCUAUUGGUGACUGCUGAUCAAGAGCUGGCGGGCGAGAUGCAUAAUGUGUUCCUGUGUGUUAUUCCCAUGUUUCACGUGUUUGGACUUUCGGUUAUAUUGUAUUCGCAGCUGCAAAGGGGCAAUGCAGUUGUGUCAAUGGCAAAGUUCGAUCUUGAGAUGAUUUUGAGAUCUAUUGAGAAGUACAGGGUGACUCAUUUCUGGGUUGUGCCCCCAAUCAUACUUGCUUUGGCUAAGCAGACGAGUGUAGUAAAGAAGUACGAUUUGUCGUCGUUGAGGCAAAUUGGCUCAGGUGCAGCACCUUUGGGUAAAGAUUUGAUGGAGGAGUGCGCAAAGAAUUUCCCUCAGGCUGUGGUCUGUCAGGGCUUUGGUAUGACGGAGACUUGUGGAAUUGUGUCAGUGGAAAAUAUGAAUAUUGGUCCUAGACAUUCUGGUUCAACAGGAACAAUUGUUCCAGGAGUGGAGUCCCAAAUAGUUAGUGUAGAUACACUGAAGCCUCUUCCACCAAAUCAGUUGGGGGAAAUAUGGGUUCGCGGGCCCAACAUGAUGCAAGGUUAUUUCAACAAUCCCCAGGCCACCAAGCUAACUAUAGAUAAACAGGGCUGGGUGCAUACAGGAGAUCUUGGAUAUUUUGAUGGGGAAGGACAACUCUUUGUUGUAGACCGAAUUAAAGAGCUCAUCAAGUACAAAGGUUUUCAGGACUUGGACACGGGGAAGACAAUUGGAAGUGGACGUGAGGACAACUACUUGUAUUUGCUGAACGUUGCACCAGCAGAGCUUGAAGGGCUUCUGGUUUCUCAUCCUGAAAUAUUAGACGCUGUUGUCAUCCCGUUUCCUGACGCUGAAGCUGGUGAGAUUCCAAUUGCAUAUGUUGUUCGUUCUCCCAACAGUUCGUUAACUGAAGAAGAUGUUCAGAAUUUUAUUGCAGAGCAGGUUGCCCCUUUUAAAAGAUUGCGGAGAGUAACAUUCAUAAACACAGUCCCAAAGUCAGCUUCAGGGAAAAUCCUCAGAAGAGAGCUUAUUGAGAAAGUCAGAUCUAAGCUGUGAGAUUGUAUUUUACUUUAAUCUGGACUAGUGUUGAUGUGAAAUAAAAGAUUGAAUUUCAUUCUUUGGCAAUAAUAAUAAUGUCUUUGGAGUUCUUUUAA
Cornus florida is the source of this 1885-nucleotide messenger RNA. RefSeq names its product probable CoA ligase CCL7. The record is from RefSeq and is a predicted model, not a curated record. The transcript is spliced from 7 exons. Bases 87 to 1787 code for a protein of 566 amino acids. NCBI's taxonomy places the organism in Eukaryota, Viridiplantae, Streptophyta, Magnoliopsida, Cornales, Cornaceae. Gene Ontology annotation, molecular function: CoA-ligase activity.